AUGGACCACUGUGCCAAAAGGGAGUUUGGACGCAACGUCACAAAUGCCCCAGCGGGAAAAGAAUCUUUUGCGGGAUUGCAGCUGGCGACGAGUGCCCUGCAGAGCAGCAAGUCCGCUGAACGCUUAAGGCGACCUCAAAAGCGCGCCGGACGCGGUGAUGACCACGAGGAUGCGGCCCACCUUGCCACAGCGAUGGCAGCAAAGCGGUGGUGCACGGAUGAGGAGGAGGUUCGCCGCCAGUCGUCGCUCGGGCUGGUGGCGGGAAUUGCGCCCGCUACGAGUCCCGCCCGCAGCGCGUCGGAGAGUGCCAGUAGCAUCGAGGCCUGCUUCGACGACGAUGCUGUGAACUUGCAAGAGUCGCCGUCUGCGUGUGUGGAGCUGUUGGCUGCCGUGGAGCAGUCCGACACGGCGGUGAUGGCGGGGCUGCGUUGCGUGGGCGACGCCACAUCCGCCUUCUCGCUCUCCUCGCAACCGUCAGCGCCGCCUCCCUCGCCCGCUGUGAUCCCAUUGCUUUUUUGA
This is a messenger RNA of Trypanosoma rangeli, 519 nucleotides long. RefSeq lists its product as uncharacterized. The record is from RefSeq and is a predicted model, not a curated record. Bases 1 to 519 code for a protein of 172 amino acids. NCBI's taxonomy places the organism in Eukaryota, Euglenozoa, Kinetoplastea, Trypanosomatida, Trypanosomatidae. The transcript has a single exon.